AACUAUGAACUUUUCAAGGACAGGAGUCACAUCUCUCAUAUCCCUGCAUGUAGCUCACUAAAUAAUUAUACAUUCGUCUAUCAGAAUGAAGAGUCACGAGCCGAGGAAAGCGGAUGGUGAGGGCUGUUACUGGGGGGCUUUGGUGGUUCAGCCUUUCUGCCGGCUGCAGCCACAGCCUCCACAGCCUCCACCUUCUCGUUCUUUGUUUCGCUUUUGGCUUAUGACUCAGAGGCAGGGGAGCUGGUGCAGUGAUGGUGUCAUUUUCUCCUAAACCAGAGACCUUUGACAAACCACUUUGCCUGAUGACACCCAUCAAAACCAAGAAGGACCAGCCUAGGAGGUCUGUGCAGUCAGUGAGCCCACCCUCCCUUCCUCCCCUUCCGGGGCUCUGUGUCUGGGAGGAGGAAACACCAGCAGCUCCAACCAGGGCAGCCCUCCCGGGAAGAUGCUGCGGCUCCUGCUCCUGUGGCUCUCGCUUCUGCCUCCUGGGACAGGGACAGGCUUUUCUUACAGAGAUCAUCGGGGGCCAUGAGGCCAAGCCCCACUCCCGCCCCUACAUGGCGUUUGUUCAGUUUCUGGCUCAGAGUAAGAAGCGGUGCAGCGGUGUGCUGGUACGAGAAGACUUUGUGCUGACAGCUGCUCACUGCCUGGGAAGCUCAAUAAAUGUCACCCUGGGGGCCCACAACAUCAAGGAGCAGGAGAGGACGCAGCAGGUCAUCCCCGUGAGAAGAGCCAUCCCUCACAAGGACUACAACCCCGAGGACUACACCAACGACAUCAUGUUACUGCAGCUGGAGAGAAAGGCCAAGAAGACUAAAGCUGUGCGGCCCAUCCGCCUGCCCAGGGGCAAGGCCCGGGUGAAGCCAGGGCAGGUGUGCCGAGUGGCCGGCUGGGGACAGGUUGCCUCAGGCACUUUAGCAACCACACUGCAGGAAGUGGAGCUAACCGUGCAGCAGGACCAGGAGUGCGAGUCCCUCUUCCGCGGCUAUUACAGCAGGGCCACGGAGAUCUGUGUCGGGGACCCAAAGAAGAUGAAGACUGGUGGCAAAGGGGAUUCUGGGGGGCCUCUUGUGUGUAGCAAUGUGGCCCAGGGCAUUUUAUCCUAUGGACAAAGAAACAGGACCCCUCCAGGAGUCUUCAUCAAGGUCUCAAGCUUUCUGCCCUGGAUAAAGCGAAUAAUGAAGGGCCUCUGACAGCAGGCGUAAGACUGACCUUCCUCUGUGGUUGAGCCUCUUUCCUGGGGCAGAAGUGAGAAUCCUGUAGGGUGGGCAGUGGGGGAUGCAGCAUCGUAAUAAAUGGAUCUCCAGAGUGAAUAUGACGGAAGCCUUAUUUAUUCAUGAACUACCUUCAAUACAACUGGCAGCUGUCAAUUCUGGCUUUUGCUUCCUUCCCCGCCCCCAACCCUCCCUACUGUCUAAAGCCCAUCCAUCACACGUCGGGGGUAUUUAGUCUGCUGCCAGGGCUGGGUGUGAACACCAGUAAUGAAGGACAAUCUCUCUCCAAAAACAAAACUCUCUAAAUCAACCCCUCCCCCCCCAAAACCUGGCAGAGAAUGGAACAAGGCAGUGGAAAGAAGAUAACUCCGGGGACCAGAGGUCCAGGGAUCAUGCGUGGACACUCAGUUCAGUAUUUCCAGGGCCCCUCUGUCCAGCAGGCAGUCCUCUCCAUAGCCAGGACUGCCUACAGCUGGGAGGCUGAGAUGCACCUCCCUCUGCUGCCCCUCAGCCUGUCUCAGGUCUCAUUGCCUUCCCCUUGGCCUGGCACAGUGUUCAGUCAAGCUCCUUCCUCCAUGCUGGCCU
Molecule: messenger RNA, 1799 nt
Organism: Oryctolagus cuniculus (rabbit)
Lineage: Eukaryota; Metazoa; Chordata; Mammalia; Lagomorpha; Leporidae
Product: granzyme H
Biological process (GO): proteolysis
Cellular component (GO): intracellular membrane-bounded organelle; cytoplasm
Molecular function (GO): serine-type endopeptidase activity
Source: RefSeq, a predicted model, not a curated record